UCACUUCAAUUCUGAGUGAGAGGUUUGUGAAGCAGUAGAGGGGAGCACAAGGGGUGAUGUAGGAUAUCAGGUGGCUGCAUGGAGCGAACAUGGUCUGAAACACAUGGCACGACGCAGCGUCGCCAUGCACCUCCGCAGCCGGAACUUGUACUUCUCAUUCACCGGUCUGGAUUGUAGCCGUCUGAGGAUGAGCUUUAUAGAAGCUUGAAAAGGCCAUUUGUUUCUUGUUCUCCGGUCCACCGUUGAAGUGCAGAAGUCGCAAAAAAUAAUGGACACGGCGCGCCUCGUCGACCUCCUCAAGAAGCACCAGCGACGAGCGGCUCGCGCAGCACAUACAUUAGGUUCGCCAGUCGAUAACGCCUUUCCACAAAUCGAUACAUCCUCGUCAGACACGACUGCUGCUGUUGCUGCUAACGUUUCGGCUCGGGAAAUCCUCGGCGUGGCUCAUGCACUCGGUCUAACACCCUCCAGUCCCCGUGAUUUGUCGCGAACUGGAUCUUUUGCACCGUCUGGAUCUGCGGGUAGUGCUAUGACGAGCGAUAGUGAAGGGAGUGAUGAAGGUGGAAACUUAUUGACCUCUAUGGUUUCGUCAGCCAAGCGCUUCCAAGGCCUGCUCAAGACUACAGCCGAGGAUCAGUAUAUCGAGUUGGCUGAACCGUAUCGUAUCUAUCAACCCGGUGACCAAGUCAAAGGGCAAGUCAUUGUCAAGCUGGCGAAACCAACACCGACCCUGUAUAUGUCAUUGCGACUCACGGGACAGGUGUUGACGGGACAAGGUAAGCAACGUGUUCGCAGUACACUCUUUACUGAAUAUCUGUUGCUCUAUGGCAAACAAGCCGGUGGCGAGGUUGUGUCGGAGCGAGCAAGCACGACCUCUAGUUGCCGAUCUAAUCGCCAAAGUUGGCAAACACAAAUGAUGGAAGCUGGUCGGCAUGUGUUUGAUUUCGCUUGCCAAUUACCAGACAAAUCACUGCCUUCUAGUGUCGAUUUCGGAAAAGGCAGCAUUACUUAUGGCGUACGCUGUGAUCAUCAAAAGCCACGAUCAUUGCUGUCGAGGGGGAAGAAUGCGUGUCGCAAGAAUUUGCAAGUACAAGAUCUGAUUGAUAUUGCGCUGAUUCCACGACCAAGACCUUGUAUACUCGAUCCAGACGCGAAAUCAAAAAGAAGAGAAGGCGCAGGCCGGGUGCGCGCGUCGAUCGAGUUGGCACGCGCAGGCUGUCUGGCUGGACAGACGAUCACCUUGACGAUUCAAUUACAACACGUCAAACCCAUCAAGAACUUGCGGGGUGUGGUGGCCACGCUCUAUCGGCUCUCUCGCUUUGAUGUCACAGACUCGGCACCUCAGUCAUUUCGCAAGGAUUUGGCACAGAGUAUUUCACCACUUCUCGUGGAUCCUGCAACCUUACGCUUUAAGGUAUCGCCACGCCUCAAGAUCCCUGCAGAUACAUUUCCAACCAUCAAAGCAGCUGGACCUGUCUCCUUUCGCUAUUUCGUCGAAGUGGUGCUAGAUCUGAGUUCCAAAACGACAGUCUGGCAAACCGGUGCGUCGUCGCCAUCCGAUAACGGUCAGCAUUUCAGUGUUGAGAAUGGUGGUGCGGCUAUGGAUACGGAAGCCUUGAAACGCGAGAAGGAUGCGCAUUGUGUUGUAUUUGAAGUGACGCUUGGUACACGCGACUCAGCGACAGGACGACCUGCUGAUUUACAACGACGAGAGUCUGCUGAUGUGAUACAGCAAAUGCCAUCCCCUGCUAGUCAGCACUCGCCACGCCUUUCGAUCCAAGCUACCAACCAACACGCUACACGUGAGAGAAGCCGGACUAUUGCCUCAGAGAGUUCGUUUGCGAGCCCUCAAGCGAUUGAGUUUGAUGUGGUUGAGAAGCAAGCGAUGCGACAAUUUGAGGAAGCAUUGCUGCCCUCUGAGCCGCCGAUGGCCUAUCAAGAUGCAGCAUUGCCAGAGCAAGAGAUUCAAGGGUCCAGUAGUCGCCAGGAUGAUAGUUCAGGAGUGCCGGAUAUGUCUUUAUUGCGCCAGGGGUCUGGCAAGCUACGUUCAGCGUAUGCGCGUGAUGAUGCCGCGGGAUUGCAAACAGCGCCAAAGUUUGGUGAUGGCUCGUCUCACCUGAGGCCUUCUUCGCCUGGCAUGGCAAUUGAGUCGUCCUUGUCAGAACAUGGUGGUCACUCGCCGCAUUAUCAAACGAGUGGCAUCCCAAAUGCGAGUCAGGUUGAUCGUGGGGGCGAUGCCGACGCUGUGAUUGAGCAAGAGCUGCCGACUUAUAUGCAAGCGAGACAAGUACGAUUGUCGGAUCCUGCUGUGCGAGGCUUUGGACCCUCGUGAGGCAUGAGAUGAUACCAAACACAUCUAUGUAUGUAUGUAUCUAUGUAUAAGCUAUCUAUAAGCUCUGUAGCUAUUCUUUCAGAUGGGA
Protomyces lactucae-debilis is the source of this 2420-nucleotide messenger RNA. RefSeq names its product or S-antigen, N-terminal domain-containing protein. The transcript has a single exon. Gene Ontology annotation, biological process: ubiquitin-dependent endocytosis. Gene Ontology annotation, molecular function: ubiquitin protein ligase binding; protein-macromolecule adaptor activity. Bases 269 to 2332 code for a protein of 687 amino acids. NCBI's taxonomy places the organism in Eukaryota, Fungi, Ascomycota, Taphrinomycetes, Taphrinales, Protomycetaceae. Gene Ontology annotation, cellular component: cytoplasm; plasma membrane; cytosol. The record is from RefSeq and is a predicted model, not a curated record.